This is a messenger RNA of Coniophora puteana RWD-64-598 SS2, 2592 nucleotides long. RefSeq names its product YVTN repeat-like/Quino protein amine dehydrogenase. The transcript has 9 exons. Bases 1 to 2592 code for a protein of 863 amino acids. Lineage: Eukaryota; Fungi; Basidiomycota; Agaricomycetes; Boletales; Coniophoraceae. The record is from RefSeq and is a predicted model, not a curated record. Gene Ontology annotation, molecular function: protein binding.
AUGUCACAACAGGUCGCAACCUACAUUUGCAACAACUUCACGCCUUUCUCGUUUGCGGAAACGCUGAGUGCCGCACAAGUGUCGCGCGACGAGGCGUGGGAUUUUGGCUUCCGGCCCAACACCGACGCACAGGAAGUAAAAUUUCUGCUCUCUGCAGCUCACUCCUUAAGUCAAAGCAGUCCUCCGACUACGACUCAACACAGCAUGAAAGACACAAUCUUGAAACCGUUCACAGGUCAUACCAACCACAUCUGCACGCUGUCCUACUCCCCUUGUGGAGCUUUCAUAGCCACCGGCUCAGUAGACUCGACGAUUCGAAUAUGGGAGGCCAAGACAGGUCGUCAAGCGGGGGACACGUUGGAAGGGCACACUGGCCAAAUUCAUGCACUUGCCUACUCUCCUGAUGGACGGUAUCUAGCUAGCGCCUCAGACGACAAGACCCUUAGAAUAUGGGAUACGAACACCUACCAGACAGUUGCAAGACUGCUCGACGACCCUCCGAACUGUGUUCAAGCUGUCCAGUACUCUCUGGAUGGCAAGCUCAUUGCAACUGGUGGUCGGGACAACCUAUUGAAGGUCUGGAGCACCCAUACGCUUGACUGUGCUACGGAACUAUGGCAUCCCAUGAGCGUGAACUCAGUCUCGUUCUCACCUAGCAGCGAGCAUGUUGCCACUGCAUGCCAUGAUAGCUUCGUUCGCAUCUAUGAUGUAGCUCAAAAAGAGGUUAUCCACACUCUCAGUGGGCACCAAGGCAGCGUUCGUUGCGUUCAGUAUUCCCCAGAUGGUAAAGUCAUUGCUAGUGCUUCCGACGAUCUCACCGUCCGGCUCUGGAAUGCCUCAACAGGAGACAUGAUCAAAGGAUUUCUCCGUGGGCACACAUCCUCCGUCUCCUGCAUAGCAUUUACAUGUGAUAGUCGGCAGCUGAUCGGCUCCUCUGAAGACGGAACCAUCCGAGCCUGCGGCGAUGACGGCGGGACCCUUCGGAUAUGGGACAUAAUCACCCGCCAGACGAUCAUGGGUCCGCUUCAAGGACACACAGACGGAGUCCAAUCUGUAGAGUACUCUCCAGAUGGGUCACGCUCACUCGUUGCAAGUGCCGGGGAUGAUCGUGUCCUCAAGCUCUGGGACGCACGUACAGGCAGCUCAACUGCGACAUUGAAGCAUCCCGAAGCCGUGAGAUCAGUCUCAUUCUCACCCAAUGGCAAGCGAAUUGCGACAGCAUGUGACGAUUGGCUCGUCCGUGUUUAUGACGUAGAUGAACAGCAGCUUGUUUUUAUGCUCACUGGACAUCAAGACUGUGUACGAUGCGUUCAACACUCUCCAGAUGGCUACCUCAUUGCCAGUGCCUCUGAUGAUCACACCAUUAGGCUCUGGAGCGCAUCGGCAGGACACCUCCUUGCAUCUCUUCGCGGCCAUGAAUACUCCGUCUCUGGCUUAUCAUUCUCACAUUAUGGUUGGCAGCUGGAUGAAGAGGAUAUCGAGGUCAACACUCUGAUCUCUCUUGAAGUUCCAUCCCUCCGAUUUCCGGUCUCACUCGACCAAGACGCUGGGAGCGUAACGAGAGAAGCUAUCCACACGUUACAGGAAUCACGGCUGGCGGCUCCACCACACACUUUGACCAAUUUACAUACCCUUCAGAAAUCUCCGACCCUAACCUCCCAGGAAAGUCUGAUAGAGUCCGAAAUUGCGGCGGACGAUGAAGGCAGGGGGCAAGAGUCAAGAUCAAAUCCACAGGUGUCUGGGUCUAACGAUAGCUUGGAAAGCUUCAUGAAUAGACCAGCCGUCAUUACAAAUAGAAAUCAAGAUAUGAACGGAUUCUUUGCUGAGGUUGAUAUUGAUGGCAACGCUCGGCGGCCACGCUCCCCUGAAGAUACAGCAAAGAAAACUGUAGAUGACCCGGAAAGAACAACUCCGAUCAUCACGACUUUCAACCUGCUCUUGAAGAAUGUAAUUUUACGUAGCAAUAAAAAAGACAAAUCUGAGUCCGAUGUUUCAGCAUCCGGCGACCAUAGUUUCGCACUCCAAGAUCAAGCGAAUAAGGCGGUGGAAACAGUUAAGAAAACAUGGGCCCGCGCAGCGUCAGCCUGGGAGAGGGCUGAUGCUACUAGGAAAGAUGGCCCAGCGGGGUCGCAAUCGCACUCCAAAAACCCUGCACGCCAAGCUUCGCGCGUCAGGGCCAUAAUUUUUCCUGGCUAUGCCCGACCACGAAAUGUGGCUGCGCGAGAAGAUAAUGGAAGGCGACACAGAGGGGUUCGUACGCAAACUAACGUGGAGGACACUGACACGGAAUCGGAUUCGAGUCAUUUGACGGAUACUGGCGAGGGCGAUCAGCGUAUCGUGGAGGAAAGGGAAAACCCCAGUUCACAUGCAGACGGACGCCCCGAAAGACCUAUUGACGUCACUGGCACCCCUUCAAGUGCAGCAAGGUUGGAGGAGAGCUUCUAUCCAAAUGGUCUUGUGCUCGGCUGCUGUAUCUGCUUUUUGCGCCGACCUACCAAGUCUCGUUCUACUCGUAUGUCUGCGGAGCCGACCGGUGCGGCUGGUCAGAGCUUAGCCCACGUACCCGAACGAAUGCAACCAGCUUCCGCGUAA